AAAAAAAAAAGGAAAAGAAAAAAAAGCAAAAGGGAAAUUCUGGGCAUCCCUCUUCAUUGAUCAAGCUAAAUUGAAAUUCCCAACAUUGCAAAACCCUAACCAAAUCUGAUCCAAUGGAGGAAGAACCAGUGGAUGAAGGACUUCGUAGCAGGCGAAAGCUAGUCCAGUCGACUCUUUUUCCGAACAGUGCGAAGCAAAUUCCAGUUAAAGGUGGAGCUGAGGAAGCUGAAGAAAAGAGAGUAGAUGAAGAAGUAGAAGAGGAUGAGGAAGAAGUGUGGUGUGCCAGCCAAGAAAACGGGAAUAAGGCGAAAGCGAAGCCGAAAAAGAAGAGAAAUUCCAAGGCGACAACACCUCAGACGAACACAAGAGCUUCUAAGAAGGUUGCCCUAAAUGGUAAAGAAACUACCAGCAAGGAAAUGCCUGAUGGAGACUCUCCAGUUAUUGUCAAAAAUGAUUUCUUUCAAAAGCUUUCAGUGAGAAAGAAUCAGAAAAGACAGCAAAAUGAGCAGCUAAACAUCGGAUCACCUGAAAAGAUCCAAAAAUGUUGCUCGCCUCCUGAGUUUACUGCAAAUAAGAAGACUCCUCGGUCGAAGAAGAAGCUUGCUAGAUCAACACCAGAGAAAUGCCAACUGGAUAUUAAAGCAAGAAAAAACAUGCUGAGCGGUGGAUCGACAGAAGCAUGUUUGGUUCCACGUAACCUUAUGCAGGAUGAAUCAAUGUCACACUCGAUUCCUGAUCUCCGAAUGGAGGCUAAAAAGACAGCUGAGGAGAAUUCCCGUAGAUAUGCGGGAAAACAAAUACAUCCUUUUUUUCAAUCUUUGAAAAUGGGUAAGAAGAGCCAAGAAGCGAUUGAUGUGGAGAGUAACUGGUACUCUUCUGAGGGAGAGGGGAGAAGCCUUACGUUCAGCCCUAUUCAUGUAUUUGAAGGAGUUACGGAGGAUGAAACUGCCUUUGAUUGGGGUCACUGGAUCUUUUCUGAAGCUUGUUUUCUUGAUGCUGAUGUUGCGCUAGAAUGUGGAAUCUCUUCGCUCUCUGAAGGUUCCGUCACCCCUCUGCAAUUCGAUAACUUUUCUUGCAUCUCUUAUCCGAACAAAACAUUGUCACACCAAAACAAGAUUGCACUGGAUCAGCAUGCUAUUUCACAAGAUGAAGCGGUUUCUGAUCAUUCGUCUAGAGAAACAAAAUUAUAUCAUUCAGCAUUAUCCAUAGUUGCUGAGGAACAAGUCAGCCAGUCCGAGCAGCUAAAGAAUGCGGCAGCGGCAAAUGUAGUGGACGCCUUCCAAAUUAACCUUAACAGUUCAGAUAUCAAGAAGGAAGAUAGAUUUCUUCAAGAAAGGAUAGUGUUUGACUACCAAAACUGUCCGAGUCGGCCCAAAAGUUGUCUAUGGACAAACAAAUAUCAGCCUGAGAGAGCUUUUCAGGUAUGUGGUAAUAGCGAGCCAGUGAAACUUUUAAGUGAUUGGCUGCAUCUUUGGCAUGAAAAAGCUUCUCGCACAAGCAAAUCAUGCAUUCAUAGUGAUAGCGGUACUCUUCAAGACUUCUCUGACAGCCUUUAUGAAAGUGAAGCUGACUCUACAAAUGAAGAACAGCUGAAGAAUGUCCUCCUGGUAUCUGGACCAGUUGGGAGCGGGAAGUCGGCUGCAAUUUACGCCUGUGCUAAAGAACAGGGAUUUCAAAUUAUUGAGGUUAAUGCAUCAGAUUGGCGAAACGGUGCUCUAGUAAAACAAAGAUUUGGGGAGGCUGUAGAAUCCCACUGGCUUCAACGGAUGCAAAAAGAUCCAGUGUAUUCGGAGGACAAAGUAGUGUCUGGAGGUGGAGUUAUUGAAGCGAUACUUUUGUCUGAUGAGGAAAAUGCUCCAAAUGCCUCUGGAUUACAAAGAAAACAAGUCUGCAGGGAGGAGAUAACUACUAAUCAUCAGGGUGAAACUAAGACUCUAAUCCUUUUUGAGGAUGUGGAUACCGCUCUUUGUGAAGACCGUGGUUUUGUCUCUACCAUUCAACAACUUGCGGAGACUGCAAAGCGACCCAUGAUAUUAACUAGCAACAGUGACAACCCGGUGCUCCCAAACAAUCUAGAUAGGCAACAGUUGUGCUUUGUGAUGCCAGCUUUGAAGGAGCUCCUUGGACUUGCGCACAUGGUUUGUGCUGGAGAACAAGUUAAAAUUCACCCGAUGCUGGUAGAGCAGUUUAUAGAUCAUUGCCGUGGAGAUAUUCGUAAAACUAUUAUGUAUCUCCAGUUCUGGUGUCAAGGCCAAACUUUGGAGAAAGGUGAUGACCUGCAGCUACGAUAUAGUCCUCUUCAGUUUGAUCUAGAUGCUGGUCAUCUGCUACUACCAAAAAUUAUCCCUUGGGAUUUCCCAUCUCCACUAUCGGAACUUGUGGAUGAGGAGCUAACUAAGUCGAUGAGAACAGAAGAAGAAAGAUACUGGAUAAACGAUAAAGCUGAGGAAGACGAGCUAAACAAUAUUACAGAAAAGAACAAUUUUAGGAACGAUAUGGGUGCAAACAGUGUUGAUGGAAAAAAGGAUGCAAUGUUGAGCUUGCUCUACUCAUUUCAGGAUCACAAUGAGUGUACUAUGUUCGGUACUAACUCAGAAUUUUCUGAUGCCUCCGAAUCACCAAUUGCAUUCACUCGAAGAAAUACUUUAAGAAAACUUGAUAGAGUCAUGACUUCAGAUUCUGAGGAUGACUGUAGCAGAGUUCCCAUAUCGUUAGAUCAACCUGAUACCAGAAAUGAAGAGAUUGAAACAGCAUGCAGUUCUCCCUCCCAUUUUUCAGCCACUGAAAUCUCCUGCAGUUUAUCAACAGAGAAUUUUCAUUUCAAAACAAAAAGGUUGAAAAGAAACUAUUUGGAGACAACUGAUUAUUCUACUGCGAAUGUCGUAAGCAAGUCUGUGGACAUUUCCUGUGUGCCAGAGCCAUCAUUCAUCGCUGAGACUCAGCUUACUAUUGAUUCAGAAGUAAUUUCAAGUACAGAGUCAUAUAAUGAUGUUGAUGUCAAAGUUGAGGCAAAUUAUUGUAGCAGUCUGUCCCUUCCAAGUAUGUAUCCACUCAAGGUUGAGAAACUUGAUGAAAUGGUUCUUCUAUCUUCCGAGUAUCAGGAAUUGCAGGGUUGUAGUUCUGAUAGAAUAGCAAAAUCAAUUCCUGGAGAGGUUGGUAGUUCUGAUAGAAUAGCAAAAUCAAUUCCUGGAGAGGCCGUGGAGCAUUUUAACGGACAAUGCAUGGAGGACGUUCCGAGUGGAUAUCGGGUGUUGGAUGAAUGUAGCCGCAUGGACUUCAGCAAAAGUUCUACAUCCUUAAAGACUACUGUGCAGCUUAACCUGAAUACUUCUGUACAGGACACAUGGAGAAGACUUCGUGAAGGUUACCUGGACCUGAAACAGUAUAUCACCCCAGAGCAAAAACAAGCUUCUCAAAUUCUUAAUGUUACUCAUGAAAUGAGUGAUUUAAUUUCAGUGGCUGAUUUAUUACUUACUGAUUGCCAACACCUCCUAUACGAUUCUUUGGAGCCUUCAAUGAUCCCUAUGGAAGAAUCACGUUCAUAUAGCUGGCAUGAUGACCAGUUGCAGAUAUCAUCAAUUAUCGCUCAACAUGGAGUUUGCUUUUUUGCUAAUGAAAUUGCUUCUCUAGGACCGAGCACUUCAUCUGUCUAUCAGGUGGAUUUGGCCUGGGAGAUGUUGGCAUCCACAAACAGUACAAUGGCUCUGGGAAAGAUGGUUGGACAGAGUAGGGAAAAACAUGAGGAUUUACAUUUAAGGCUACCAAGAAUCUGUCAUUCCUUUAGAAGCAAAUUGGACCCUAAUGCAUAUGACUUACUUCAAUCUGUUGUUCCCUUGCGCUCACGCAUUGCACUGAAAGGUGAUUCAUUUCAUGAAUAUCUGUCUUCAUUGAGCCAAAUUUCAAGAUUUGGAACCAGCCGGUUAGCGGAAAGCACUGAUAGGAGAAAACAGAAAAGGCGACGUGCUGCUCAACACUACCUGAGUUCUGGUAAAUUAACUUUGUCUCAAGAUGAUGUCUCAUUACUGGGCCAAUAUAAUUGCUACCAGAAAGUUUCACCAGAGUCAGAGACUUGAUGUACAUAUAAUUUAGUAGAGAUGGAUCCUCCUUCCCACCACCCACAAAUGAAAUGGGAUGGGGAGGCCAUGUAUAAUUAAUUGUUGUUUCUGGUAAGUGCCAUGGCUAGGCAGUAGUUAAAAUGCCUGAAAGCGUGCACGACAAAGAUAAAGGUUUAGGAAUAGGCACACUAAUUUAAUUGCAGAAUGUAGUCCAGUUAUUCCUUUAUUUUAAGUCAUACGGAGUCAUGUACCCUGUCAAAACUGUUCAGUUUUACAGUGAGUAAAUUCAAUAAAUGUUGCAAAAAAAUCAAUAUGAGUCCAUGUAUUACACAAGUUUGACAUUCUUAUCCUAGUUCCUGAUGAUGUAUCAA
Molecule: messenger RNA, 4426 nt
Organism: Lycium ferocissimum
Lineage: Eukaryota; Viridiplantae; Streptophyta; Magnoliopsida; Solanales; Solanaceae
Exons: 18
Coding region: 114-4073 (1319 amino acids)
Biological process (GO): DNA repair; mitotic DNA replication checkpoint signaling; DNA damage checkpoint signaling
Molecular function (GO): chromatin binding
Source: RefSeq, a predicted model, not a curated record